AUGGACGACCUACAGAAGACCAGUUUCGAUGUCAUCGGCCUCUCCGAAACGCACUGCUCAGAGGAGAGCCAUCACACCUGGAGGGAAUGCGGCAAGCUGUUCGGCGCCGAAAUACUGCUAGGCCGCCGAGACGACGCCGGAAACAAGGGUGGCGUCGGCUUCAUCGUGCACCCUCGCUUGAAGGUCCAAUCGGUCACAUUCGUCUCAAGCCGCGUAGCAACUCUGAAGGUCAACGUACCUGGGCAGAGAAGACCGCUUAAAAUCGUGCAAGUCUACGCACCGCACUCCGGCUACGACGACGAGGCAGUCGAGCAGUUCUACGAAGAACUAACCGAGCAGCUAACAGACCGCGCGUGCCGAACGCUAGUCAUCGGGGACUUCAACGCUCGAAUAGGACGCAGGCAGAACGGCGAAAAGCACAUCGGCGUCAACACUGCCGACGAACGGAAUGUACGCGGAGAAAGAAUGGCCGCUUUCGCAGAAUCGCACCGCCUCCACGUCAUGAACACAUACUUCGAGAAGCCGAAGAACAAGCGAUGGACGUGGCACUCGCCUAGCUUCGACCAGUUCAACGAACUAGACUACGUCCUCUGCGACGACCGCCGAAGCGUCAUCAACAUCGAAGUCCUCAGCCGGUUUGGAUGCGACAGUGACCACCGACCAGUCCGAGCCACGCUCCACCUGGACAAGAAGCGCAUGAAGAAAUCGCUAGCACUCUCAUCCCAAAAGCGCGUGAACAUCUUCGACGAGACAACACUCAAGCAAGCCGUCAGAGCGGCGGACUGGACCACCAGCGGCCGAACCAACGAGCGCUACGAGCAGCUCUCCGCCACACUGACCUCCUGCCUCAAAGCCGCGGUGGUGCCGAAAAAGAAGGAAUUCCGAUCGCGCCUCAGUGACGAGACGAGGAAGAAGCUCAGCACGCUGACCGCCACUAAACCACUGCCGGGGAACGCGGAAGAAUACCGAGCGCUAGCCAGAGAAGUGCGUGCUCGCGUCAAAGAAGACCACGCCGCGUACCGCAACCGACGCCUGGUCGAGACGGCCGAAGCCCGAAAAAGUCUGAAGAAAUGCGCCCGAGAGCUAGCGCAAGUUCGGCUACUCACCGCCGCAAUGAAGGACGAAAACGGUGUACGCCGGACCGACAGACGCGAAAUCGAGAGAAUCUGCGGCGACUUCUACACGAAACUAUUCGACUCAAAAGUGCACGUCGCAAGAGAGCCGAAGGUACCAGACGACGACGCAGACCCGCUCCCGCAGUUCACGUGGCAGGAAGUCGAGGCAGCAGUCGGCAGCAUGAAAAAUGGCAAAGCCCCGGGCCCGGACGGCAUCACGAUCGAGACGCUGAAAGCGGGCGGCCCUUAUCUAUGGAAGGCACUCGCCAAAUUCUUCUCACACUGCCUGAAAACUGGCUCAACUCCAGCGCAGUGGAAGGAGUCAAAGACGGUACUGAUCUUCAAGAAAGGAGACCCGGAGGACAUCGCCAACUACCGGCCGAUCUGCCUCCUAUCGACGGUCUACAAAGUCUUCACGAAGACAGUGCUAAAUCGCCUGUCGCACACGCUUGACGCUGCACAACCGCCAGAACAGGCCGGCUUCAGGAGUGGCUACUGCACGCUAGAUCACCUGCAGACCAUGAAUCAGCUCCAGGAGAAGUCACGCGAAUUCGGACGACACCUAUACGUGGUCUUUGUUGAUUACGAGAAGGCAUUCGACAGCGUCGAGAUGAAUGCAGUGUGGAAUGCUCUCGACGAACAAGGCGUAGACCCGCGAUAUAUACGUCUUCUGGAGGAAGCGAACGACGGCUGCACUACCGACAUCACGCUCUUCGACGACCCGGUUCGCAUCCCCAUACGCCGCGGAGUAAGACAAGGCGACACGAUCUCACCAAAGCUGUUCACCGCUGCACUUGAAUCCGCUUUCCGGGAGCUCAACUGGGAAGCCGACGGACGAGCGGGCGUGUCAAUCGACGGCAAGCGAAUCACUCACCUACGGUUCGCGGAUGACAUAGCGCUCAUCGGCACCGCGUUCACAGACGUACAGCGCCGUCUCACGCAGCUAAACGAUCGCAGCAAGUCAC
Messenger RNA from Aphelenchus avenae, 2080 nucleotides. The record is from the annotation of a GenBank genome assembly. NCBI's taxonomy places the organism in Eukaryota, Metazoa, Nematoda, Chromadorea, Rhabditida, Aphelenchidae.